AUGAACACUUUAUCAUUUAAUAUACUGAAAACUACCGAAAAUUCCAUUCGUCCAGGGAAACUAACGCUUCGCGAAAAAACAAUAAAAACGCCCAACUGCAUUCUAUACACGACAAAAGGCUCAGUGCCGCACUUGACUCCUGAUAAUUUGCGUCAUUUACCGUUUGGUGCUGUGCAAGUGACUUUAGAGCAAUUUGUAGAUGUUCAACCACCACCCUCGAUUAAAUUUCCUGAUGGCAUACAUAAAUUUUUGAACCUUGAAGAUUUUUUGGUGUAUUUUGAUAUUCGAGAUCCAAGCAAGAUACAGACAUCAUCGUUCAAUACUGAUCAUUAUGUAUCUGUGCGGACGCAUCAAGGAGUACGAAAGAUCACAGCUGAUGAUUACAUCGACUAUAUGAAUAUAUAUAAACCGGAUAUCGUGGCAAAUAUGGCAGAUAUACUAUACUCUGAAAGGCCAGGUCAGAAUAGGGUAAGAAAAUCUGUAACUAGGACGUUGCAAUGGUUAGAUGAACUUUUGAAUAGUAAAAAGCUUACUGUAGAUCGUCGUAUCCAGGAAGGCAUUCACGUGUUUGGAGCGCUGACAGGUAAUCAAUAUCGUGAGGAACGUAAGAGAUCCGCCGAGGAAACCAUGAAGCGUGAUGUUUCGGAUGGAGUACUUGCAGGAAUCGCAGCGGGUAUCGAUCUUUUUGACACUAGUUAUCCUACAAAAAUGGCUGACAAUGGACACGCGCUUACCUUCUCACUAAAACAUUCUCAGAAUCAAAGCGAUUUCGAGGUUUCAAACAGUUCGACCAGUAAUACUAUUCCCCGUUCAAUCAAUUUGCUGGAUCCACAAUUCAAAAAGGAUUUUCGUCCAUUUGUACCGAUGUGUACAUGCAUCGCUUGUCUGAAUUACUCUCGGGCAUACGUUCAUCAUUUAGUUGACACUCGAGAAAUGCUUGGUUCUAUUCUAUUGAUAAGUCACAAUCUUUUACAGUAUGCACAAUUUUUUCAAGAUAUUCGCGAAUCCAUCGAGAAUGGAACUUUUGAAAAAGAUGCGAAAAUGUUCAAAGAUGUGUUUGGUUUUGAGGAGCUUGAUCCAGCUACCAUUACAUCAUCGUCAUCAUCAGAGGAGGCGAGUUCUCUUUGA
Molecule: messenger RNA, 1128 nt
Organism: Ambispora gerdemannii
Lineage: Eukaryota; Fungi; Glomeromycota; Glomeromycetes; Archaeosporales; Ambisporaceae
Source: the annotation of a GenBank genome assembly